ACCUUGAAAAUGGUAGCUUCACCGUUGCUUCGUUCUGUUGACAUUAAUAGCCUUUUGCCUCCAAAAGCCACCAAUAGGAGGAGUUUUCGCCCUGUGUUGUUACAGAUAUAAGAUACCACUUGGAGAAGUAAUCAUUACAGCAGGCAAGUUUUGGUUGCAGUCCCCGCUUGAUAUUCCCAGGUUAAUUCAUACUCUCUCUCUCUCUCUCUCUCUCUCUCUGGGCUCUGCAGACAAUCAAAUUUGCAGCCAUGGAAGCUUCUUCAGGUUUAACGACAACUUCGGAAUCUAUCAAUCACAGUGAUGAUGGCGAAAAGUAUGCUAAUGGUGUCAACUGGGAUGAACUGGCAUUUGGAAUAACUCCAACUGAUUCGAUGUACACCAUGAACUGCUCCGAUGGAAACAACUUUUCGCAAGGACAUCUCAUUCCGUAUGGAAAUAUUGAGCUUUGUCCAUCUGCUGGAAUUUUGAAUUAUGGACAGGGACUAUUCGAAGGUCUUAAGGCGACCAGAACAGAAGAUGGUCGUAUUAUGCUGUUUCGGCCCCAAGAGAAUGCUCUAAGAAUGAAGAUGGGUGCAGAGAGGAUGUGCAUGCCAUCUCCAUCCGUUGAGCAAUUUGUUGAUGCUGUGAAGCAAACUGUCCUCGCCAACAAGCGUUGGGUACCACCUCCAGGAAAAGGAUCACUAUACAUUAGGCCUUUGCUCAUGGGAAGCGGAUCUGUUCUUAAUCUUGGGCCGGCACCAGAGUACACACUCCUGAUAUAUGUUUCUCCGGUUGGUAAUUCUUCUCCAGUUGGUAAUUACCACAAGGGAAGGGCAUCCCUGAACUUGUAUGUUGAGGAUAAACUCCGUAGAGCUACUCCCGGUGGAACUGGAGGGAUAAAGUCUAUCACCAAUUACGCACCCGUUUACCAGGCACAAAAGCAAGCAAGAGCCAAAGGAUUCUCUGAUGUUUUAUACCUAGAUUCUGUAACUGGUAAAAACAUUGAGGAGAUUUCAGCUGCUAACAUUUUCAUUGUGAAGGAUAAUGUUAUUUCCACUCCAGCAUUAGUGCAUGGAACUAUUCUUCCCGGAGUUACUCGUAAAAGCAUAAUGGAGAUUGCCCUUGAUUUAGGUUACCAGAUGGAGGAGCGUCUAAUUCCGCUGGAGGAGUUGCUUGAAGCUGAUGAAGCUUUCUGCACUGGAAAUUCUGUAACUGUCAACCCUAUUGGUGCAGUAACAUAUGACACUAAAAGGGUGGAGUACAAAACAGGGGAGGGAACACUAUCUCAGAAACUGUAUGAAACACUUACAGGAAUCCAAACUGGUCGUCUCGAGGACAAGAAGGGAUGGACCCUGGAGGUCAACUGAGCUUCAAUCUCCUCCUAGAAUCUAGAUCCUUGUAUUAAUAUAUCGUACCAGAUCCCAAAUGUUUAGUCUUCUUUUUCACCAAUUUAGAUAUAGUACUUUCAUUCAGUAGAAUUUUAGGAUUUGGGGAAUAACUACUUCUGAUUGUAUUUCAAAUCCACCUAUAGC
Messenger RNA from Rosa rugosa (rugosa rose), 1511 nucleotides. RefSeq names its product branched-chain-amino-acid aminotransferase 6-like. Lineage: Eukaryota; Viridiplantae; Streptophyta; Magnoliopsida; Rosales; Rosaceae. The transcript is spliced from 9 exons. The record is from RefSeq and is a predicted model, not a curated record. Gene Ontology annotation, biological process: branched-chain amino acid metabolic process. The coding region runs from base 249 to 1346 and encodes 365 amino acids. Gene Ontology annotation, molecular function: branched-chain-amino-acid:2-oxoglutarate transaminase activity.